AUGCAGCCACAGCCAAACUGGGGCCACGAUGAAGGCAACCAACAGCAGCAAGAGCAGCAGCAACAGCAGCAGCAGCAGCAGGCGGGUAGCAACGUGCAGCAGCCGAGGCACCAACACGAGCACACUCCUAGUCAAAAGCAGCAGCAGCAGCAGCAGCAGCAGCAGCAGCAGCAGCAGCAAAGUGAUUUCACUCCACAGUCCUCAUGGGGCCCCUUCAUACAAAGCUCUCCUGUUCUAGAUUACUACGGGGGGCCCCUCAGGGGCCCCCGACUUCUUCCUUUAUGGGAAGGGCCCGCCGAGUUGGUGGGGGCCCCCGUGGGGGUCCCCCCGGGGGCCCCUACAGGGGCCCCCAUGGGGGCCCCUACGGGGGCCCCUAUGGGGCCUCCUAUGAGGCCUCCUACGGGGCCCCCUACGGGGCCCCCUAUGGGGCCCCCUAUGGGGGCCCCUGGUGGGCCUCGUGGGGGGCCCCCUAUGGGGCCACCUUUGGGGGGCCCCCCGGGGGCCCCUAUGGGGGCCCCCCUGGGGGGCCCCCUUUUGUACCAAGUUGUGCUGCUUUUGAUGAACUGUGUGGGCUGCUGUGGGUGGGCAGCGAAGAUGGUUAUAUGA
Messenger RNA from Eimeria tenella, 606 nucleotides. RefSeq lists its product as uncharacterized. Bases 1 to 606 code for a protein of 201 amino acids. The record is from RefSeq and is a predicted model, not a curated record. Lineage: Eukaryota; Apicomplexa; Conoidasida; Eucoccidiorida; Eimeriidae. The transcript is spliced from 2 exons.